UGAUGAUGAUGAUGUCAGCGUAUCUUAUCGAUAGUGACGGCUUCCGACGGGCUUCCGACGGGCUUCCAUGUCCCUCGCGAGUUCACCUACCGCAAUUUCGCCCCGGUUGGCGAUGAGGAGUGUCUUGAGUUUUUCCAUCAUGACCCCGAGCUCAAUAGGAUAGUCUCUGUACGGUCUUGUGUGCAGGUACGCGUAAAGGCACGGAGGCGUUAAGGGCGCAUGGUAAACCCCGCCUAAUGCUGAUUCCCCUAUCUUUCGUCGUGACCCCGCUGCACUCCUCCCGCAAUUGGUCCUCCAGUCCUCCUCGGCUCCAUGAAAUCGACGUCAUGAUAGCAGGGCGGAGUGGGGAUCAGGAUCUUCGUCAAUUGUUCAUCAUGGCGGGCUAAGGGAAUUCAUUGUGUAUUUUCUACCCACGACGCAAACUCACAAUGCCGGCAAUCAAGCACCCAGUCAAAAUCAACGUGGAUCUGGGCGAGGGUUAUGGAAACUUUAAAUGUGGUCCAGAUGAUGAGUUGAUACCGCUUAUCGACCAUGCAAACAUUGCUUGUGGCUUUCAUGCUGGUGACCCCUUGAUCAUGCACCAGACCGUCUUGGCGUGCAAGAAGCACAAUAUCGCUGUGGGUGCGCAUCCUGGCUUGCCAGACAUUCAAGGUUUCGGACGCCGCGAAAUUAAGAUGUCUCCCGAGGAGCUUACGGCCGCCAUACGAUACCAAGUCGGAGCCCUCAAAGCGUUCCUAGACGCUGAGGAUGUACCGCUUCAUCACGUGAAACCACACGGUGUAUUAUACGGGAUGAUGUACCGGGACAAGGAGGUGUGCCGCGCGGUGUAUGCUGGAGUACCCAAGGGCAUGACUGUGUUCGGGCUUGCUGGCACGCUACACGAAGAAGUUGCAAAAGAGAUGGGCUUGCCAUUUGUCGCGGAGCUAUAUGGCGACGUGAAAUACAACAAUGACAAUACGCUUGUCAUUGACAGGAAGAAGAAACCAUGGCAUCCUGAUGAGACGAAAAGACACGUACGAAGUCAAGUAGAGGAUGCAACUGUAAUUACAGUCACGGGCGAGGAGCUGCAGCUGCCAGUGGGCGACUACGAGGUCUCGCUAUGCUGUCAUUCGGACUCGCCUGGCGCACUGGACAUCGUAAAAGCAGCGCGCGAGAUCGUCGACCAAUUCAACACGAGCCACUUCCCAAAGAAGUGAGGAUUUCAGGUAUGCGCCGAGCCGAGCCGUUUCUAUAUCUAUGGUCUGCAUAUACAACACCCUCC
Messenger RNA from Paraphaeosphaeria sporulosa, 1261 nucleotides. Its product is annotated as LamB/YcsF. The record is from RefSeq and is a predicted model, not a curated record. NCBI's taxonomy places the organism in Eukaryota, Fungi, Ascomycota, Dothideomycetes, Pleosporales, Didymosphaeriaceae. Bases 429 to 1196 code for a protein of 255 amino acids. Gene Ontology annotation, biological process: carbohydrate metabolic process. The transcript is spliced from 3 exons.